GGUCAAGUUCCUCUCUCGCCUUUCAGCCCUCCGAGUCAAGUAAGCCUUUCUUCCAUCUCUUUUUUCUUUCCUGGUUAUGUCUCCCCUAGGUAGCGAUAGGGUUUCGUCCUCAGAGGACAGCUCCUCUGAGGAUUCCAACUCCUCAUCUUUGACCGGGUCUGCUUCCCCUGGUUCCAGUACCGGUCAGGUUCCAAAUUCUUCUAUACCCAACCCGCAACCAGUUAACCAGAUGCCCGGUAAUGUUCUUUCGGGGAGGGAUGAGCCAGUUGAAGAGGAACCGGGGCCAUAUGACCUUGAAAACGAAACCCGAGAUGAGUGGGAGGAGCGGCUUCGCGAAGCCGGUUACUUUCCGCUCCCCACCUUCUACGUUCUCGAAAUUCCUUCCCAUGUGUCCAAAAUUGCUUUGAACAAAAUUCGUAGAAGGCUCCCGGAGGGGUAUACCCUUUUGUAUGAACACAAUUGGCCCAACAUUGUUGAACCCCACCGGGAGGAUAGGAUAGGGUUCCAUACGAUUUCCCUUGACGCGGGCAUCGUUUUUCCCCUUCGCCCCCUCCUCACCGAAGUCCUACCGGGCGGAACCGGUUGCGAAGGUUUUGUAUACUUCAAAGGCCGCACCGGUAGAAAGUUUAUUUCCGAAGUCCCACAGAGUAACCGGGGGUGGAAGGAAAAGUUUGUUUUCAUCGAGUUUCCCCCUUUCGUCACUCCCCUGGCCGGUCUUAAGUGGAACGACCAUCUUCUUAAUCAAGAGUACGCCGCACCGGCCUCCGCUCCUGACUUGGAAGCGAGUCUCGAGGUCCUCAUGCGCGGGGAUCCUUUCACCGGGAGGGUUUUUCAUUACGGCAGCUGGGUUUGGAGGGUCGAGUCGGGUGGUGAGGGUACCUCCCAGGCCCAUGAAGCAGCGGGGCGCGGGGUACCCUCCCCGGGCAACACUGCAGAGGCCGAGGGCCAGAACCACCCAGAUAUGGAGUUCGAGGAGUAUGCCAUGCCCGAAGAUAAGCCAGAAGGAGAGACCGGUGGUUCUCAGACCGGUACUACCAAGACUUUCACGGUCCAACCCGAGACCGUGGAAGUUCAUGAUUUGGACGACGAGCCCCAUCCCGACCGGUCAAAGGGGGCGGGCAAGGAAAAGACCAGUCGUCGUCAGAAGAAGACCAUUGAAGAGGCCUUUGUCAACCUGGGCCUGAGGCUGAAAGAGAAAGGGGAAAUUGGGCCCCAUACAGUUGAGCAGCUGGGGAUGGGCUCCCUCAGAGGUGGCCCGGUGGAGACCUUCCAGCUUAAGGAAGAGAACAGCCGGCUGAUGGACGAGGUCUCAGAGACGAGGAAGGAGAUGGCGCUGAAGGAAGAGAACUUUCCCGGUCGCGCUGCUGCAUGGGUGGGAGAGAACAAGGCCGAAGCAGCCCGGGUGAUGACUGCCAGCCCGGAAGACACCGUGGAAUCCUUCAAACUCCUUUACCGGGAACCUGAAGGGAGGAAGAUGAUCACCAAGAUUGGCUCUUUUGGAUUCAAAUGCAGCCAGAAGAAAGAUCGGACUGCCUCCCACCGGGUCUUGUUGAAGAGGGAUCCGGAGUUCACCGCUGCUUCCUAUGGCCUGGCGCCUAUUCCAGAAGAAGAACCUACUCCCCCUUUCCCUCUAGAUUAGAAUCUCCCCGGACGUUGCCGAUUGUUUUGUAAAACUUGAAUCUACCUUCAUUUCCCCGGGGAUGCCCGGCGUAUCUGUAAACGCUUAACUUUCUCGUUU
Messenger RNA from Cuscuta campestris, 1738 nucleotides. The record is from the annotation of a GenBank genome assembly. NCBI's taxonomy places the organism in Eukaryota, Viridiplantae, Streptophyta, Magnoliopsida, Solanales, Convolvulaceae.